UCUCCAUUUUCUCCAUUCUCAAGGGUUUUGAGAAUUUGGGUUUUUCCCUAAAGCUCCGACCUUUUUCCCUUUUCCCUAUCUGAAAAUAUAGGGUUUUUGUUCAUGGACAACAUAGCCUCUGAUUUAGACCUCGCAGAGACGAAGCAGAGCAAUCUGAGCAGAGCCUAUGAGAGCCUACACACCCAAGCUUCUCCCUUUAUGGUCCUAGGUCCUCAGUGGAAGGACCUCGAGGACCACCUCGACUCGACCCGGACCAAAAUCCAGACCCGGUUCCAGGAGCUGCAGGCCCGGGAAGCCCAAAUCGCCGACCAGGUGAAAAAGCUUGAGUCUUUGAAGGAGGUUGAGUACGGUAAGAGUCACUUGCAGUCUUUAAAGUUGUUAAUUGAAGAAACUAGUGAAGAGCUUGGUGUGAAAGAGAAGAGGUUUUCGGAAGUUGAGAGGUUGAUUAGAGUGAAGGAGAGAAUGCUUGAGGAUAGGAAUAAGAUGUUGAGUUUGGUUGAGAGGAGGAUAGAGGAGAAGGGUAGGGAGGUUGAGGGGAAGGAGAAGAAGGUGAGGGUGGUGCAAGGAGUGUUGGAUAAGUACUGUGUUGAUAUUAGGAAGAGGAAGAAGGAGUGUGGUCUGAGAGGAAAAGAGGUUAAGAGGGUGGAGAGGUUGAUUGAGAAGUGUGACAAGGAGUUGAGUUUGAAGUGGGGGGAAAUGGAAGGGAUUCAGAAAUCGAUGGUGGCGUAUUCGGAUAGGAUUAAGUCGAAAGAGGGGGUUAUUAGGGAGAUGGAGUUGAAGGUGAAGGAGUUUGGGAUGCAUAAGAAGGCAAUGGAGGAGUGGUGUUGCAAGGUUGAAGUGAAGAAGAGGGAGCUUGAAGUGUGGGUGGAGAAGGUUGAGCCGAGGGGGAGAGAGUUUGAGCCGAGAGUUGAGGAACUUGAUUUGAUUGGUAAGAGGGUUAAUGAGUGUCUCAAUGAGGCUCAGUUGACAUUGGAAAGGGAUUUCCGUUUGCUUGAGGAAAUGAGACAGGAGAAUGUGAAGCAUUUUGAGUUAGUUGAGAAGUCAGUGCAAGAACGUUCUCAUGAACUUGAAAUGAAAGAGAGGAGACUUGAAGAAAAGGCAAAAGAGCUUGACUUGAAACAAAAACUAUUGGAAUCUAUUCCGAAAGCUACUGGAGAACAAAUGAAAUCGAAGGAGAAGGCUAGUAUUGUUCAUCCUUUAGUGAAUAUUCCACAUAUGUUCCUUGCAAACAAUGUCGUCGUUCCUUCAACAGCAAGUAAUGCUAGAGGUUUGCAGUUGAUCGUGAGUGAGCAUUUGAAGAGAAUUGAUUUAAUGAGUAGAGAAAUAUCAGCUCUUCUUCAAGCCUCAAGAGACCCAGCAGGAUUGGUUUUGGAUGCAAUGCAGGGGUUUUACCCUACAAAUUCAACGGUGGACAACAGGGAGCUUGAUUCGGAUCUAAGAGUGAUUAGAAGGAGUUGUAUUGUAUUGCUACAGGAGUUAAAGAGAUUCUCGCCACAAAUUAAUGCUCAGGUCAGAGAAAAGGCAAUGAAGUUGGCAGCUGAGUGGAAGGCUAAGUUGUCGGUGACCACUGAGAAUAGGCUGGAGGUGUUGGGCUUCUUGCGGCUUCUUACUACGUAUGAAUUGACCUCCAUGUAUGAUCCAAAGGAGCUUCACAGUCUUCUCUCUAUAGUUGUUCAGCCUGAACAAACAACUGAAUUCCAGGCCCUUGGUGCCUCAGAUAAGGCAUUUGUGAGCAGCACAAUUUCUUUCCCAGUUAGAAUUGAGGAACCGGAAUCUUCAGUGGCCAAAUUUGUAGCCCCCUUUUCAGCUCCAAAUCUUCAACUAAGUGCAACCAGAGAACCAACAAAUUUUCAGGGGUUCAUAGUUAAGCGUUUGAGUGAGAAUAAUUCAGUACAGGACAAAAUGUUGGCCACUCUUCAAAUGUCACCAGACCCAGCACAAAUUGUGUUGGAAAUGCUGCAAAGCUCUUUUGCUCAGUGUUGGAGAGAAGGAGGUUUUUUUUCAGAAGUAACUGUCAUGAAGGGUUACAUUUACCUACUGGAGACACUAAUGAGAGAGUCAAAGCACAUUGGACCUCGUGUGAAAGAAGAUGCAAGAAAGCUGGCAGUGCAGUGGAAAACUAGAAUGAGAGCCGAUGCUGGCAACUCGUUGGAGAUUUUACUAUUUUUGCAGUUUUUGGCUACAUAUGAAUUGCUCUCUACCAUAAAUGGAGGUGACAUUGUCAAUCUUCUUGGGGUGAUUUCUCGGCAUAGACAGGCUCUAGAACUAUGUCAGUCAGUUGGCUUUGCAGAUAAGAUUCCUGGUUUUAUUUGGAAUCUCAUUGACAGGAAGCAACUAAUUGAUGCUGUUAGAUGCAUUUGCAUCUUCAAGUUAAUAGACAAGUUCCCUGCUGUACAACUUUUGAAAGAUCAUGUGCAUAAUGCAAGAAAGCAUGCCAGUGAAAUUUGCAAAAAUCAGUUAUCAUUUGGUGAAACGGAGAAGGUUGUAGAUGGUCUAAUAGGUGAUCUAAGAGCUGUGCAUCAAUGCAUCAAAGACUACAAUCUUGAGUCCGAAUAUCCAUCUGCAGACAUCGAAGUACAAGUAAUUCAGCUGGGAAGACUGAAGGAGCAUUACAGAAGUUUGGCGCCAUCUCUUGCCUUCAGGGUCGAUCAACAAGAUCAGAGAAAAAGGAAGAGACCAAGCACCAGCACUUCUGCCCCCAUCACUCAACCACAUGAACAGCUUGAACAAAGUAAUCACCAGACAGCUGUAUCCACUGCUAUACCCUAUGCACUGCCGAUUUCCACUUCAAUUUGUCCAGAGUCAAGUUCGUUAUCUAGGCUGUAUGCAAAUUAUGGACUCCCUGGACAGUUUGGUAUGGCAGCCAAUGACCACGCAACCUGUGCUAAUUCUGAAGGUGGCUUGAUGCUAACAUUGACAGGCCAAUAUGGAUCGAAUGUCAGAAAUCCACUGCAAGUGCACAGUGCUGAUCAUGACCAUGCUCAUACAGUCAUCCUUGAAUGAUCCAUAACUUUAUAGGAGGCCACAAGUUUAGGUAGAUAACAAGCCUAAUUUUUUAUUGUAGCUUUACCAGUAUUAGUAUUUGAUGGCAUGACUUUUCUAAGUUGCAUCACUUCCAUUUAGGACAAAUUAUGUAGUUGAAAUGUAGUUGAAAUGUUUUAGAAGCUUGAGACUUGUGUUCAGUUACUUGAGGAAGAAGUUUGAAAUGGAUCUGAUGGUAUUGAUAAGGGGGAGUUGAAUUUAACUCCCCUUU
Molecule: messenger RNA, 3253 nt
Organism: Rosa chinensis
Lineage: Eukaryota; Viridiplantae; Streptophyta; Magnoliopsida; Rosales; Rosaceae
Product: FRIGIDA-like protein 5
Exons: 4
Coding region: 103-3003 (966 amino acids)
Source: RefSeq, a predicted model, not a curated record